AUGAAGACUUGCUCAUUCCAGGUAUUAAAAAAAUAAAAUUAUAUAUUUUAAUUUAUUUUUAGUGGUGUCAAUAGUUUUAAUCGGAAGGAUUAUUUAUAGGGAUCGGAAAAUAAUUCGGCCAAAAAGAUAUUAUGAUGUGAAUUUUAUAUGUUAAUAUUUUCAAUGUGAGUAAAGUUAGACCAUAGAAAAAUGAAGGCUAGCUAACUCCAGGGUUUUAAAAAAUAUAAUUAUAUAUUUAUUAUUAUUUUUAGUGGCUUUAAUAGUUUUGAUCGGAAGGAUUAUUUAAAAUGAUUAGAAAAUAAUUAGCCUGAAAAUAUCUCAUUAUGUGAAUUUUAUAUGUUAAUAUUUUUACUGUGAAGUAUUAUCCGUCCAAAGAUAAGAUUUGGGAGGACUUUUAUGUAAAAAACACACCGGUAAAAACCUCACGCCCAAUCCGCUGUCUGCAGGGUGGCGGUGACGGCAGGAGAAACUCUACGACCAAGGUGAAGAAAUCUGGAACGGCCGAAAAACUAUGAUUCUGUUCCUUGAAUCUUCUCCAGUGAUGUUUUUAUGAUUCAUUCGCAGGUAUUUUGGAUCCAAUCUCGUGGAUUUCUCGGAAGGCAUGUCAUCAAUGUAGAAAUUCAUCGUUGAUGUGUUGUUCUAUGCUUGGUGUCUCGCAUUUUACUGAGAAAUUGAUCCAAUGGACGCCCUAUACGGGAUCAGAACUGCGUGCAUCGUCUGAAGAAGCGGUGCUGAGGCACAGCCGUCGUCGCGCGAUGAAGAGCUCCUUGCACGGCAUUUCGUUCGCAGCACUGGGGCGGAGCGCGUGCUGUUCUGGUGUCAGAUUGAGUUCUUCGGAUCUCCUUUUCGCGAAGUUACAUAGAUGGUGCUAUUCUACUCGUCGAAAGUCUGCCCCUCGGGUGCCCAAGAUGGAGCAUCAGGAGUCUGGGGAGAAGCAGGAUGCGUUUUAUGUAGUUCGGAAAGGAGAUCUCGUCGGUGUGUAUAAAAGCUUCAAGGAGUGUCAGGAACAACUCAGUUCGUUUGUAAGUUCUCUUUUGUCGUCAUUUCCAUAUUCUGAGAAGAUAUAUUACUGCGAGUUCCGACAUCAAAGCUUCUUUCUGGGAGCAUGUACGUAGUAAUUUAUGCUCAUGCUGGUUUCAGAUCGUGUGAGAAAAAUUGUAGCAUUUGUUUCAAGUAACUUCUGACAUGAUUAUCCAACAGUCUUUCAAGUUUUUGCAACAUCUCAUGCGUACAUUGUAUGUUAAUGAUAAAUAUUUCAUACAAUUUUAUGCAACUAUUGUUUUAGAGUGUGGGAUUUAAAUACAUAUCUAUAUAACUUUUCGUUGAAAUUUAUCUGCACGAAAAGAAGAAUUAGCUAGUCAUGUUUUACUGGAAGCUUGAGAAAUGGUCUCAGGACUUUCAGACAUCAAACCAUGCACUUUCCUUUCGGUUUUUAUAUGGAUCUAGUUUACUUGCCUGUGGGAAUCUACCUUCCAAAACAGACUCGAUUGGUAAAAGGAAUAUGCUAAUGGGAAGACGACAGUGCUUUUCUAUAGUCUCUUUUUUGUUAAUUUCCGUGAAAAAUUGAAAAAUAGAGGUACCUACAUUGAUUUUUUGAUAUAUAUUUCAUUUUCCACAAGGUAGAGACUUCUUCUGAGGUAUUUGAUUAUUCGCUCUUCGAAUCAAACCGAUUUUAGCUUCGGGUUCAGCUGGAUAACCUGGCUGGUUCUCUUUAGAGGCACCCGGAGAUUUUGCUGUUUCUAAAGAUAUUUCACGAGUGUAUGUGAGAAACCAUCUUUUGGUUGAUUUUGCUUCUUCUAGUGAGUUCCGAGGAGUUCUAGCUUAUUCAGGUUGAUUCAAAGCUAGUUAUGAUCUGUCUAGAAUUUGGCCUUGCCAGUCCUUGUUGCAAUGGUUCCAAUCAUAAAACUGGGAAAACCGAAUCAGUCUUGGUCACUUUUGAAGUAGUUCAGCCAGUUCCUGUUAGAAUCGAGUUUUUAAUUACUUGCUUCUAGUACUCCAAUGACGUACUCAUUCACGACAUAAGCCAAAAUUUUCCCUGCGGGAUUUGUAUCAACGUGCACUAUAUUCCACUGCAACCAGUAAUUUAAGGUAUUUUUUGGUAAAUAUCUCUCUUUUCAGACUGGAAAUACAAUAAAAGAAUUUUAUUCUUCUCCACUUAUACUGUACACGGGGAAUCAUUGCAUACAGUUGCUUUCAGACUGACCAAAAAAUAACAUGGUCAACUUGGUACUAAUCUUGUAGAUGAUAUUGUUUCACUUGCGGCAAAUCAUUGAACCAUCAAGAUUGUUUCUCGUGUCCACAGUUAAACAUUACUUCAUCUAGGUUACAAGAAAUAAGCGUGUGGGUUUAAACAAUGUUCACCAUGCAAGCGUCCGAGAAAAAUAUGGGACAAACGGGGUUAUUUGUGGAAUCUGCACUUAAGUGAAGGUUGAGAUCAAUUUGAGCAACCUAAGGUUGGCAGGAAGACCUGUUACCUAUAAGUAAGGGUUGGCUCUAUCAUGAAGGUUGCCUAAUUGUUCUUGUGGUUUUCCGCAGUAUUGUGGAAUUAUGUCUUUUUUCACAUUGGGUUAUCCAAUUAGCUUUAGUGAUAGAAUUCAUCGUUACCUUUGAAGGUGAAGUUGUCAACUAAUGGGGAGUAUUGAAGCAUAUCUUGCUUGUACUUGUGAGUAUUUGGCAGCUGCUUCAACCCCUUAGGCUCGUGGUUCCAUGUUCUGAAAGAAGAAAGAUCAAGGCAAAGACAUGUAACUAUCAUAGGCUUACUAUGGAGCUUGCUGCAUCCAAUUGGAGCAUCUGAGUAUUUGAACAAGAUGCCCUGACAAACAGGAAUUUCUUAGACAACUUUGGAUGGCAGAGGGCUUGCCACUGGUACAAUAACUUCGUUUGAUUUCAUAAUUCUCAUAUACAUAAGGAAAAGUUUUCGAAGGUCCUAGAUCUUUAGCUGAAACCAUACGAAAUGAGGAUGUGAUUUUUUUCUUCAGCCCAAUUAUUAAAUGGUAAUGCAAUUUACCAAGUUAUGUAUUUGGGUAGCAUUCCAGAAAACAAAGUACCUCUUUCUUCUCUUAUAUGCAUAUCUUUGGUUUCUCUUGCUGUUUUAGCUUGUUCCUCUCCUUACCUACUUUGCUUUCUUUUAUAGCUUCACUUUCAUAUCCUGCUUCAUAUAUCUGAAACCCAGGAUGUGUCUUUGUCAUUACUUUGUGGUUAUUAAUGAACUUAUUUCCUUUUUGAAUAAGAAAUUGUGAAGGUUGAAAUGAUUCAUUUAACUGCAACUCUCAAGGUCAAAUUACGGGUUCUAGUAAAUCUAAAAAUUAUGACGUCGCUAAAUCUUUUGUAGUGAUAUGCUCUACUGAUUUGCAGCUGUUUAUAGUUUCUUUUUACCUUUUACUUUCUGCUCAUUUGUUGCCAUCGACUAGCUUUUUCUAAUUUUCUAUACCUGGGUAUCUAUUUUCUAAUUUUCUUUUUUCAACUGUAUUUGUCAUAGUUACAAGGAUGCUUGUUUCUUAUGGAUGUUGCUUACAUUGAUCUAAUUGAUUCAUGAAAGUUUCAUUAGGUCUGUGAUCCAGCCGUGAGUGUUUAUAAAGGUUAUUCACUUCGUAAAGAAACGGAAAAGUAUCUUGCUUCUCGUGGGCUAAAAAAUGCGAUGUAUACCAUUCAUUCGGCAGAUGUCAGAGAAGACGUGUUUGGUGCUCUAGUACCUUGUUCUAUUCAGGUAGAUACUCAAGCUCCAUACCUUUUAUAUUUUCACGUCUAUCCAAUGCGGUUAGUUCAACUAUGUGAUUGCUGUCUUAGGUUUAUAUUUGAUAUAACGAUGAGAAAAAUGUGAUUGCCCAGGUGAAUUGAAUGACUUCUCCCUACCUUUCCUUGUAGAGACUAAUUUGGUGAGGGUGGCGUGAGCUGGUUGUUUUUACAGGCUUCCAGGAAUGCAUGUCCGACUCCAGAAAACCCAUGUUUGACCAAUGUAAUCAUUGGAUUGGGCUGAAUAAAUUUUUAACUUUGGGUUUUAUUCAUGGAAAAGACGAGUUAGGCCUGGAAUGGAGUUUGGUGAGCUGCCACGUCAAGAAGGUUUGUCAUCCUCUUAGACUUUAGGGUCACGUCAGUGAAGUAGGAAGGGAAGUGUGAAGAUGGUGAUGAAUUAGAGUGGAGUUGGGUGAGCUGUCACGUCAAGAAGAUUUGUCAUCCUCUCAGACUUCUUGGAGUUGAAGGACAGACCCCAGACAACCCGAGGACAGCAGGUCAUUCAGCCAGCAUUUAACUCUGGGCCUCACUUAGCGUUUAUGCCCUGAAAAGAUGACCCGAACUUCUGUGGUAUCCAAGCUCAUUGACACUGUUUGCCCAACGUUGAUAAAGACAUCUAAGCAUCGGACAAGGCAGCCAGCAAUUUGGCGGACUAAAGUGAAUCUGAUUAGCAUGGCUAGUCAGCUGAACUAUUUGGAUCAUGAUUUGGAUUAAGUGAUCUUUAAACCCUUUUAUUUAUGUACAAUGGUACUUGUGCCCGUGUCAUCUUUCCUCUCAGAAAUCUAUUUUGCUACAUGUUCUGUGUCAUAGAUUUGAAAAGUUUAGUUGCUUAAAUUUUGAUUCUAGAUGUUGCAUGUUAAUGAUUAGAAAGAAAAUUAUUUAGAUUUUGGAUGAUUUUUUAUUAUAUUUUAUGAUUCUCAGGAUGCAACUGGACCUGAGCCUACCCCUGCAGAUCUUGCUGUAAAACAUACUGAGCUAGUUGAGAAGCAUUCACUACAUUCUAAAGAUGUAAGCUGUUGUUAGUCCGAUUUCGUCCCAAAGCCUUUUUUAGUAUAACUGUGUUAACUGUGUUAGUCCGAUUUCGCCCUCUGUUCACUUGUGCUCGUGGAUACCUGGCGCUGUCACUACCUCCUGUGUACAGAAGGGUGCUUGACGCAGUAUUUAUUAAUAAAAGUGCAACCAGCAAGCUUUACUUGGUCAACCUCUUCUUUCAUCAUUCACUAAUAAUUUUUUCGUCUAAAACCGCUAUCUUUUUAAUUAACUUUCUUAAAAUCUAAUUUAGAUGAUUUUAUAUCAUGCUAUUUCUAGAAAACAUCCUGAGUUGUAUGCACAUACUUGACCAUAUUUGGCCUGCAGGGAAACCUACUAAGCUAUUUUUUUAUUAUUCUACACAUUAUCCUCUCUAUCCUUACGUUUUUUUCAGUUCUGCUUAUCUCGAAAAUUGCUGACUUUCCAUUCAGUAUGCCGUCAUUUUGAUAUCCGUACCAGUAUUUGACAACAUUUGAAUGAAAUUUAUUUGCUGAAAUAGUAGACACAUUUUCUGAUGCAACUAUCAGUGGAUCUAUCGCAACUUGGUUGCCCUCCUUCCUUUAAUCUUUUGACAUUAUUUGCUGAAUUCUCUUAAGUGGCUACCAGUUCUCUGUUAACUAUUGAAUUUCCUUAUUUUAAUUAAUGAUUAUGAGAAUUAUUCGGUUUUUUCUCCAAAUUAUUAUACUUAUCAUACACAUUUCCUAGAAUUUGAUUUUUUUUCCUGCACUUAUUGUGAGAGGACUUCACAAUCUAAUGAAACACAGGUAGGCUGUCGAAUGUUUUGCCAUUGUAAAAAUCUUGAAUUGUCAUUUCAUUCCUUACCAUUUUAAAGAUGAACAUCUUUUUCUUUGGUCAUUGGGGUUCACUGGAUUUCUUCUUCUUCUUCUGAUACAUUUGAGUUCUACUACAUUUGAGUUCCAUUCUUACUGGAGAUUACUAUUUUUUCUGGCGUUCCUGUUGUUUUCUCUUAUGGUCGCGUCCUCAUCGUUUCGAGUAAUACAUUAUUGAUCAUCUUUGCUCCAUAUAGAUAUCCUGCAUUAUUGAAUUUGAUGGCGCCUCGAAAGGAAACCCUGGUAGAGCUGGUGCUGGUGCAGUUAUCCGUAGCGAAGAUGGGACCAUGGUACGUUACCUCCUGCCAUAGUUCAUACUCGCCUGUUUUCGCCCAUGAUUUUCCCCUGUACCAUGCAAAGGAUCACCAGCUAAUGUUUCAAGAAAUAUGAGCAAAGAUUUAUAGGCUGCGUGAAGGCUUAGGUGUUGCGACAAAUAAUGUUGCUGAAUAUCGAGCUAUGAUCUUAGGAAUGAGAUGCGCCCUUAAGAAAGGCUUCAAGCAAAUACGCAUCCAGGGUGACUCCAAGCUAGUCUGCAAUCAGGUGCGUUGGCUGUAAAUGAUUCUUAUGUAGUGUUUUUAUGUCGUACUAUUAGUAGCAAAGACUUCACAUUUUGCGUAUCAGUCCUCAUCAUGAAAAUGUUAAUAAUAUCAGCGCAGAUAUGGUGAUUGAGUUUGUGCAUCCAACUUCUAUGGGUUUUAUUUUUAUUUUUUAUUAUUAUUUCCAUUGUAGAACUAGUAAAGAGCCACCCUGCGGUCCAGAUAAUGAUUGCUCUGAACAUAAACCCUGUGAAAUCCCAGAUCCAGGGAUCUUUGUGGCGGUGUUGAGAACUUUUAUCUAUGGAGUUUCUUCUUCAUCAGGUGGCUAAUCAUUCCUCCUGUGCAAUGCAGCAUCUCAUAGUUUUCCAGUUCUGGAAAAGCCACAGGUUUGCACAGACAUCAGCUCCUCUUAGACCUAGAUGCAGUCUGGCUGGGGCAGAUGUAUUACUGCCUUAGAAGGAACAUCUACUUAGCUUUCUGGAAAUUAGAGGCUUUAGAUCAUAUGGGUUACGAUCUCACUGACAUAGCGUGGCGUCAUCUGUCUCCCUUGCCUUUGGCCUCCAUAACAUGUCUCACUCCUGUGCUCGCAUCUUGCUGCCGCGUGCACGUGCUGCACUGUUCGUUGUGUGCUCCGACCGUGCCGCCGUGCACGCGCGCCGUGGCACCGUGUGCAUCUGCUGUGCCAUCAAGCUCAUGUGUCGUGCCAACUAUAGUUCAUGUCUAGGAUCAAAGUAUUAUCAUGGAAAACUUUGCCAAUUAUGGAGAUUAUGAACAUUGGUGCUGCUUUUAGGAUUUCUCUGUGAUUCUAUGUUAUCAUUGGAGCUGUACCGGGUGGAAUCAUGUUUAUCUUGUUAAAACUCGGCUUAUUGGUUGUCUUUCAUGUCGUAGUUGAGUGGCGUGUGGCGAACACGGCACAAGAACCUCAUCAACUUGAACAAGGAGGCUAUGGAGCUCAAAGAAAAAUUUCUUUCCUUCGAUGUGCGCCAUGUGAAAAGGGUAGGGCGUCCUCUCUCUCUCUCUCUCUCUCUCUCUUCCUCCUACAUGAUUGCAAUAUCUUUAGAUUCAUCAAUAGCAGCAUCAGAAAUCCCGCGAAGAACCCUAACUUGCUUCCAGAGCGUUGCUGUGGCCUUUUGCUGCCAUUUUUCUCCCAUGAACUUGCGCUCAUGCAACUCUUCUUUCGAUUCUCAUAGGAAUUUAAUUCUGAUGCUGAUGCGGAAGCUAACAGCGCCGUCGAUCUCCCCAGUAAGUUGCAUCGAAUAAAUGCUUCUCCCUCCCUCUCUUCUCUCUCUCUCUCUCUCUCUCUCUCUCUCUCUCUCUCUCUCUCUCAAUUACUUACAUCAAGAUCAAGAUGACAAUUUUGGGGCCCUGGUUUAUGAACCCAGAUGGCGAGGUCCAAGAGCUAUCGGUUGAACCCUGACCAGUUCCAGCUGAAGCUACCAACCAGAAUCCCUCAAAAGAGAAGGGGAAUUAUUUUUUCCUCGUGCAGAUCAUCUCCUUGAAUGAACGGCUCACACGGCAGAGAAAUAUAUUCCCUUUUUUCCUGUUGCGGCGGAUGGGCAGCCCAAUUUUUGUUUUUUUUUUCUAUUUAUUGAAUUGAUCUUCUUUGAGCAUGGGUUUCUCUCUCCUCCCUCUCUCUGAUGGCUCUGGCUUCUGAACUGUGGCUUGAAACCAGAGCCGUUGUGGGAUUCUGUGGAUGGGGAGGAGUGAGGAGAAAUUGGGUGGGGCUUUAAGCUCCUGCUCCUGCCAUCGUAAGUAGCUGGGGAUGCCAUCAAAAGCAGCCUAGAGAGAGAUUCAACAAGCUUCUGCCCACUGUUCUUGUUGCUUCAUCAUCCAUAAGCUCUCUCUCUCUCUCUCUCUCUCUCUGGGGUGCCAUCAAAAGCAGCCCAGAGAGAGAUUCAGCAAGCUUCUGCCCACUGUUCUGGUUGCUUCUUCAAUCAUGAUCUUUUACUCAAGCAGGAUCUUUGAGUCUCUCUCUCUCUCUCUCUCUCUGGGAUACCAUCAAAAGCAGCCUAGAGAGAGAUUCAACAAGCUUCUGCCCACUGUUCUGGUUGCUUCUUCAAUCAUGAGCUUUUACUAAAGCAAGAUCUUUGACUCUCUCUCUCUCUCUCUCUCGCUAAUUGUUUCCCAAAAUAUAUAUAUUUUUUAUAUGUUCCUGAGAUUUGAUAGACCCCCGAACGCAUACUUGA
This is a messenger RNA of Spirodela intermedia, 8313 nucleotides long. NCBI's taxonomy places the organism in Eukaryota, Viridiplantae, Streptophyta, Magnoliopsida, Alismatales, Araceae. The record is from the annotation of a GenBank genome assembly.